Messenger RNA from Falco peregrinus (peregrine falcon), 994 nucleotides. It is a transcript of the gene COMMD7, whose product is annotated as COMM domain containing 7. Gene Ontology annotation, biological process: tumor necrosis factor-mediated signaling pathway; negative regulation of DNA-templated transcription. Bases 4 to 678 code for a protein of 224 amino acids. NCBI's taxonomy places the organism in Eukaryota, Metazoa, Chordata, Aves, Falconiformes, Falconidae. The record is from RefSeq and is a predicted model, not a curated record. Gene Ontology annotation, molecular function: NF-kappaB binding. The transcript has 9 exons.
CCAAUGCUCAGGCUGAGGCGGGCGCCUGCAACGGGGCUGGGGCCGGGCGGGGCGGGCGGAGCCGCGGCCGCCGCCAUGGGGCUGCUCAACUUCACCCGCGACCCGGUGCCGGAGGCGGUGAGCGGCGACAUGCACAACCUCAACCAGCUCAGCGCCCAGCAAUUCUCAGCACUGACUGAAGUGCUCUUCCGCUUUCUAACAGAGCCCAAGGAGGUAGAAAGGUUUCUGACUCAGCUCUCAGACUUUGCCACCAUGAAUAAAAUCAGCUUAGGCCCUCUGAAAAACAUUGUCAAAAGUAUUCUUCUGGUGCCCAAUGGUGCCCUGAAGAGGAAUUUGUCUUCCGAACAAGUCAGAGCAGAUUUUAUUGCUCUAGGCCUCAGUGAAGAGAAAGCCAGUUAUUUUGCAGAACAGUGGAAGGUGAAUUCCCCCACCCUGACACACCUAGCUGUUGGUCAGACGCUGAUGAUUAACCAGCUGAUAGAUAUGGAGUGGAAGUUUGGAGUGACUGCUGGGAGCAGUGAACUGGAAAAAGUGGGAAGUAUCUUCUUACAGCUGAAGCUGGUGAUCAAAAAAGGGAGCCAAAUGGAAAACGUGUAUGUAGAGUUAACUUUGCCCCAGUUCUACAGUUUUCUCCAUGAAAUGGAACGAGUCAAAGCCAGUCUGGAAAGCUUUAGCUGAAACUGCAUGGGCCUGAACCAACAUCUGUCCAGGAGGGUUAAUCUCUCCUUGUGGGCCUGCAGAUCUGCUCUUUCCCAGCUGACGCCGACACUCUGAUAGGAGAAUACAAGUCUGUGCAACAAGCAGUGGUGUUGCUGCCCAGAAGGACCCAUCAGUCCCUCAGAACUUGUAAUUUCAGCAAGUGUUCAGAAGCAGCUACAAAUCCACUCAUCUCUUUUAUUUUUUUUUAAUACUAUUACAAGAAAUUGUGGUCAGAAAUAAUGUGGAUACUUGUAUUAAAACAGCAAAGAAAUAAACCCAUUCCCAUCCUGCUUCA